AUGGCUACUAAUUGUUUGAGAUCUAAUGGGUAUAUUGGGGAUUUAAACCAGCUGUGCCAAGAUGCAGAUGUGCUCGGAGGGGAGCUGAGUGAAUCUGAUCGCCUUUCGUCUCUGAAACUCGCACAGGAACUCACUCGGUUACUUGAAAAACCGCGAGAUGCAAUGUUAAAGAUGUCAUUCUCGCCGGCCCAAAUUGUUGCUGUGAGAGUUGCUAUAGACAUGAGGAUUUUUAUAGCAUUAGCGGAGAAGGAUACACCCCUGACCCUUGACGAGUUAGCAGCUGUCAAGAAUGCUAAUCCCAUUCUGACUGGAUGGCAACUGAAGAGAAGGGCAGAGCGAGUGCUACGCCUUCUAAGUGCAAUUGGAUAUGUCAUUGAAAAUGACGUGAGAUUAUACUCUGCGAAUGAUAUUACCCGAGAAAUGAGUACUCGUCUGGGUUCCGCUACUAUCAGAUUAAUCAUAAUGAUCACCUUAGCCAAAAUUCCUGAAUGGAUUCGUCAGAUGAAGUUCCAGAAUCCCCCGGGAAGUAACGGCGCUUUCCAAUAUGCAGAAAACACAGGGGGGGGGGGGAUAUGGGACUAUCUACUUAUGAAGCCAGAGCUCAGUGACGAUUUCAAUACUUUUAUGGAGGCUAGUUCUGCGGAUCGUCCAUACUGGGGAAAUUGGUUCCCAGUACAGGAGCGAUUACUUGAUGAAUACACAGGCGGUGCGGGAGAUGCACUUCUAGUUGACAUAGCAGGAGGAAAAGGUCACGACAUCAAAAGAUUUCAUGCGAACUUCCCGGUGACGCCUGGGCGGCUUUUUCUCCAGGACCAGGAUCAUGUAUUAGCAGAAGCCGAGAUUGGGGAUCAUAUUGAGAAGAAUUCUAUUGAUCUAUUUCAGCCUCAGCCAGUCAGAGGUAAAAUAUGA
Molecule: messenger RNA, 909 nt
Organism: Penicillium angulare
Lineage: Eukaryota; Fungi; Ascomycota; Eurotiomycetes; Eurotiales; Aspergillaceae
Product: O-methyltransferase
Exons: 4
Coding region: 1-909 (302 amino acids)
Molecular function (GO): methyltransferase activity
Source: RefSeq, a predicted model, not a curated record